Messenger RNA from Fundulus heteroclitus (mummichog), 1490 nucleotides. Its product is annotated as transmembrane protein 196. The coding region runs from base 316 to 864 and encodes 182 amino acids. The transcript is spliced from 5 exons. Lineage: Eukaryota; Metazoa; Chordata; Actinopteri; Cyprinodontiformes; Fundulidae. The record is from RefSeq and is a predicted model, not a curated record.
CUUGUACCUCGGACAGCGCCACGCGCCACAGACGCAUCUGUGAAGCGAGGGAACUUCCACCGUUCAUUUGCGCAAACAUCAAACUCAGACGAUGUCUCUUCUCUUUCUUAGUUUUUGAUACUUUGCCAAUAUCCUUUACAAGUUCCUUUACGACUUUCUGUUCUACGUGGAAGGAUUGCAGCGGAUAAGCCUUCGUCCUCCUGCUGGGAUCGAAAAGAGCGGAGCAACGACGCACUCGGAACGCCGAGCAUCGGGAUCCUCUCUCGCCGUGUGCUCGCCUCCUCCUGCUGGAGCCACAGAGAUGCCCGGGGAAGGAUGUGCUCCAGCCGCAAGAUCCUGUGGAGCCUGCUCCUGCUCUCCGUGGUGGAAGUUGGCCUGGGUGUGGCGAGCAUCGUCCUGGGUGCGGUGGGCAUCAGCUGGGUGCGCGGGGAGCACAAGCCACAGCAGGGCGACGCGUCUCCGGUGUGGAGUGGACUUUGUUUUCUGCUCUGUGGGAUGUGCGGCGUGUUGUGUGCUCGGAAGAGGACAGGUCUUAUUAUGAUCCUUUUCUCAGCAUGCUGCAUCUGUGGCCUGAUUGCCGGGAUUCUCAACUUCCAGUUUGUUCGGGCGCUGAACAAACGGCCAAACUCAAUGCAAUCUAUCCACCUGGCUGCCAUGACACUGGCUUGUCUGGGGAUCUCAACUUGUACCUUAUCGACGUGGCUUACCUGUCGACUGGCCAGCUCUGAGCAGCAGAGGAUGUUCAUGGAGAGGGAGCACUCACUGCACCAUUCGCAUGAAAUGACCGAGAAGGAGGUCCUUGACAACUCCAGUAACGGCAUUCCUCAGGUCUCCUACAACGGACACACUUCAGCAUCACCUUAACAAUCUGGAGCACACCAAAACAAAGACGAUUACCGCAAUACCAUGUGUGAGACAGAAGGUUUGGCUUGUGGUUGACUAAACAUAUCCCACUCCUCUGUCCUGAAUGCACAGAGUGGAUCGAGGCUCUCACCUUGAAAACCUUUACUACGGUCAGAGAGAGACGUGCAGCGUUAGGACAGCUUUUGUGCUUCUCAAUUAUUUAUGCAAACAAAGGUUCAAAAAUCCUCAGCUCGAACCAAAGCAAGGAUGCUGAACUGCUGUUUGGAUGACAGCUCAGGUGAACAUCUUUGUGACCUCUCUUAACCUUAACAAGGAGGAAGGAAGGAUUGUUAUCUUGAAGCAAUGAGCACAAAGUUAGCAUGCAGCUGAUCUAUGUAUCAAAGAACUAUUGUUAUAUCAGUCUCACUGUCUUAAUUCAAUCUCUGUCUCGUAAUCAGUUUAAUGAAUGCAGUCUGAGAUAGCCAACAGUAAACUGUAUCUAUUGUCUGACGAUGGAAUGCUUUGACACGGCGGUGAGCAGCUGUACCGGACUAUAUAACAAUGCUUGUAUAUGACGUAUCUAUAAAUCAUUAUUUUUGUAAUGCUUCUUAUAAAGUUACAUUAAAUGAAGUAUGGCUAAUCUAUGA